AUGGUUAUUGCCGUGGUAGACAUUGCCUUUGGAAUGUUUACAGCUAUCUACCUCAACAGAUUUGGUCUUAAGCAAGAGGCAAACGUCUUUCCUAUUCUCAAGGCCUUGGGACAAGUCAAAGACCCAAAGGAACCCCAACUCAGCAACACCGAGAGACUAUUUGCUAAAGAAAUUGGAUUUUGUUCCGUUGCCCCCAGGAGAAUCAGCAAGCGAAUUAAUGCUCCUGUUUUGAAGAACAAUUCCAACUACAAAGAGACAACAUUCAUUGCCGCCCUUGUUGAAAAUGAUGGUUGUUAG
This is a messenger RNA of Cylindrotheca closterium, 297 nucleotides long. The record is from the annotation of a GenBank genome assembly. NCBI's taxonomy places the organism in Eukaryota, Bacillariophyta, Bacillariophyceae, Bacillariales, Bacillariaceae.